CCGCCAUUUUGGAGCCGCCGCCGCCGCCGCUCCGCCGCCGCUGCCCGCGCAGCCCCGGCCGGCCCAGCCCGCGGGCCCGGCCCGCAGCCCGGCCCGGCAGCGCCCGAGGGCAGCCCGGCACCCGCAGGAUUGGAGUCUUGCAAAGGAAUUCACACUGGAUGAAAACCAUUUCCUGAAGCUGGGUCUGUUCCAGGAACUGUAACCCAAAUGUUUCUGUGUCUGUGGAGGAGAUCUCACGUUUGAGGAAACUUCUACUGAAGGCCGCCGUGUGCCAGCACCAUGUUCUGGAAGUUCGACCUGAACACGACGUCGCACGUGGACAAGCUGCUGGACAAGGAGGAUGUGAGCCUGGAGGAGCUGAUGGACGAGGAUGACGUCCUGCAGGAGUGCAAGGCGCAGAACCGGCGCCUGCUGGACUUCCUGUGCCAGCAGCAGUGCAUGGAGCAGCUGCUCAGCCUCAUCACCCACGAGCCCCCCGAGGACAUGGACGAGAAGGUCCGAUUCAAGUACCCCAACACGGCCUGCGAGCUGCUGACCUCGGACGUGCCGCAGAUCAACGACAAGCUGGGCGGGGACGAGACCCUGCUCAACAUCCUCUACGACUUCCUGGAGCACGAGCCCCCCCUCAACCCCCUCCUGGCCAGCUUCUUCAGCAAGACCAUUGGCAACCUCAUAGCACGCAAAACUGAGCAGGUGAUCUCGUUCUUGAGGAAGAAGGACAAGUUCCUGGGCCUGGUGCUAAAGCACAUCGACACCUCAGCCAUGAUGGACCUGCUGCUGCGGCUCAUCAGCUGCGUGGAGCCCCCGGCGCUGCGCCAGGACGUGCUCAACUGGCUGAAUGAAGCCAGGAUUAUCCAGAGACUCGUGGAGCUGAUCCAUUCGGGCCAGGAUGAGGAUAGGCAAUCCAACGCUUCCCAGACCCUGUGUGACAUCAUCAGGCUGAGCAGAGACCAGAGCACUCAGCUCCAGGAUGUCCCAGAGCCAGAUCCACUUCUCACAGCACUGGAAUCGCAGGAGUGUGUGGAGCAGCUCCUCAGGAACAUGUUUGACGGGGAGCAGAGCGAGACCUGCAUCGUGAACGGAACCCAGGUGCUCCUGACGCUGCUGGAAACGCGGCGCUCCGGAGUGGAAGGCCUGAUGGACUCGUACACUCAGGGAUUCGAGAGGUCUUACACUGUCAACAGCAGCAUCUUACACGGCAUCGAGCCCCGGCUGAAGGACUUCCACCAGCUGCUGCUGCACCCACCCAAGAAACCGGCCAUCCUGACCACGCUGGGGGUGCUGGAGGAGCCGCUGGGGAACGCGCGGCUGCACGGCUCGCGGCUGAUCGCGGCGCUGCUGCACACCAACACCCCCAGCAUCAACCUGGAGCUCUGCAGGCUGGGCACCAUGGACCUGCUGCUCGAUUUAUUUUUUAAAUACACGUGGAAUAACUUUCUGCAUUUCCAAGUGGAGCUGUCCAUCGCAGCCAUCCUGUCCCACUCGGCCCAGGAGGGGAAGCACAGCCCGGGGCAGCAGGAGCAGGAGCAGGGGCAGGGCCAGGGGCAGGGCCAGGGCAGCAAGGACGAGCCCGCCAGCAGCACCGCGGCCCCGGAGCCCCCCGCGCCCCCCGCGCCCCCAGCGCCCCCUGCUGGAGCCGCCGAGAACGUCAUGGUCACCCACCUGUUCCAGAAGUGCUGCCUGGUGCAGAGGAUAUUGGAUGCCUGGGAAGCCAAUGACAAAAUCCAGGCAGAGGGAGGCAGGAGGAGAGGGAACAUGGGGCACCUGACACGCAUCGCCAACGCCGUGGUGCACAACAUGGAGAAGGGGCCCAUGCAGGCCCAGAUCAGUGACUUCAUCAAAGAGCUGCCUGAGGACUGCAGGGGCAGGUGGGAGAGUUUUGUGGAGGAGACGCUGACGGAGACGAACCGGAGGAACACGGUGGAUUUGGUGAGCACCCACCACCUGCACUCCUCCAGUGAGGAUGAGGACAUUGAAAGUGCUUUUCCCAACGAGCUCACUCUCCAGCAGGCCUUCUCUGAGUACCAGAUCCAGCAGAUGACAGCAAAUUUCGUGGAUCAGUUUGGCUUCAACGACGAGGAGUUUGCAGACCAGGACGACAACAUCAACGCUCCCUUCGACCGCAUCGCCGAGAUCAACUUCAACAUCGACGCUGACGACGACAGCCCCAACGCCUCCCUGUUCGAGGCCUGCUGCAACGAGCGCAUCCAGCAGUUCGACGACACCGAGGAGGAGGAGGACAUCUGGGAGGACAAGGAGAUCUCCUACGCUGCCCAGGUCAAGGCCAGGACACGGUUCGGAGCCUCGCAGACGUCGGAGAGCUCCAAGAGUGACCUGGAGAACGGCGACCACGGCAGCGUGGACUCGGAGGAGGAGGAGGAGCAGCCGCCGGCCCCCUCCCCGCACAAGGGCGGCGCCCCGGAGCGGAGGGACGCGGACUCGUGCCAAGGGGCUGGCUGGACGGCCGUGUUCGAGCCCGCGAGCCCCACGCCGCCCGUGGCCAUGGACGUGGGCUCCAGCGUGUGGGACUCAGCUGCCCCCCAGAGCACUGCCCCGGAGGAGAAGGGCUGGGCCAAGUUCACAGACUUCCAGCCUUUCUGCUGCUCCGAGUCCGGGCCGCGCUGCAGCUCCCCCGUGGACCCCGAGGGCGGCACCGACAGGAGCCCGGCCCAGGGCCAGGACAAGAACUGCGGCGCCGCCCCUGCCUGUGUGUGGAACGCGUGCGGCUCUCGGAAGGCGCCCCUGGUGGCCUCGGACAGCAGCUCCUCGGGCAGCUCCGACAGCGACGACGACGACGACAAGGCCAAGGCUGCCCCUUGCACGGCACAGGAGCCCGGCAAGGACAGGGCAGCUCCCUGCAGCGAGGCGGCGGCGGCGGAGGCGGGGCCGGGAGGGGCCGGGGCCGCCCGGGGCAGCGCGGCCACGCACACGGACGGGCACCAGAGAGGAGUCCCCGCCGCCACAGCUGCCCCAGACACGGCCACGAGAGACAGGAGUGAGGAGCCCCUGCCCUGUGCCGAGGCCACGUUGAACGGCCCCGCUUGAUGCCGCCGCCGCCCCGGGACGUGUGUGAGCCAGGCCAGGCUGCUCCCUGGUGAUGCAAUUUGUCAAUUCUUUAUUAUUAUUUUUUUUUUUUCAUUUUAAUUUUAUUUUUUAAUAAAUGCUGCAUUGAUGAGAGCGAGCUGGC
Messenger RNA from Oenanthe melanoleuca, 3187 nucleotides. It is a transcript of the gene PPP6R2, whose product is annotated as protein phosphatase 6 regulatory subunit 2. NCBI's taxonomy places the organism in Eukaryota, Metazoa, Chordata, Aves, Passeriformes, Muscicapidae. Gene Ontology annotation, molecular function: protein phosphatase binding; protein phosphatase regulator activity. Bases 280 to 3045 code for a protein of 921 amino acids. The record is from RefSeq and is a predicted model, not a curated record. The transcript has 24 exons. Gene Ontology annotation, cellular component: nucleus; cytosol.